Molecule: messenger RNA, 3743 nt
Organism: Python bivittatus (Burmese python)
Lineage: Eukaryota; Metazoa; Chordata; Lepidosauria; Squamata; Pythonidae
Source: RefSeq, a predicted model, not a curated record
CACCACGUGAGGGUUAUAUUCCAAGUUCGGAGUAGUCAGAAGAACUUGUGUUUAUCUGUAUGUUUUCAAUUGUUUUCAACAAAAUCUGCCUAUUUGUUUUUCUGCCUUUUCGCAGCAAAUGAAGAAGAUGAGAAGGCAAAGCAGGCUGGGCCAGACGGUGAACGCCACGGGCUCAAGAGACAGCGGGAUGAGAAGGAAGAGCAUGGCCGGGCUUAUUUUGAGUUUCGAGAGGAAGCUUACAAUAGCCGAUCUAAGUCUCCGCCACCCCCAGAAGAAGAGCCUAGGGCAGAGGAUGAUGAGACUCUCGUGAUCCUGGACACAUAUACAUCUGAUCUCCACUUCAAAGCCACCAAGGACCGCUAUGGAGGGCAACCUCUGUUUUCUGAGAAGUUCCCCAAUCUCUGGUCUGGGGCGAGAAGCACACAUGGGGUGAAAGGGGGGAAAGUCUGCUUUGAGGCGAAGGUGGCGCAAAAUCUGCAACUCAAGGAAGGCUGCACGGAGAACCAGCUGCUCCGCGUUGGGUGGUCCGUUGAUCUCUCUCGCUCCCAGCUAGGUGAGGAUGAAUUUUCUUACGGCUAUGAUGGACGAGGGUUGAAGGCUGAAAAUGGGCAGUUUGAAGAAUUUGGCCAGCCCUUUGGGGAGAACGAUGUGAUCGGCUGUUUUGCCAACUUCGAAAGCGAAGAGGUGGAGCUGUCCUUCUCCAAGAACGGGGAGGACCUGGGCGUGGCCUUCCAAAUCAGCAAAGAGCUGCUGGGUGACAAGGCCCUCUUGCCCCACGUGCUGUGCAAGAACUGUGCCGUGGAGCUGAACUUCGGCCAGAAAGAAGAGCCCUUCUUCCCAGUUCCUGAGGACUAUGUGUUCAUUCAUGCCGUCCCUGUUGAGGAGCGUGUGCGCACCCCACCACCCCCCAAAGCGCCUGCAAAAUGUGAGGUUUUGCUUAUGGUUGGGUUGCCAGGCUGUGGGAAAACGUUUUGGGCACAGAAGCACACCCAGGAGAAUCAGGACAAGCGCUUCAACAUCUUGGGGACCGAUAACAUCCUGUACCAAAUGAAGACGAAAGGUCCCGUGGUUGAAGAAGCACUGCCCACCGAAGCUCGAGAUUCGCUGCUUCAGCAAGCGGCCCGUUGCGUGAGCAAGCUGGUCCAGAUUGCACCCCGGACAAGGAGGAAUUUUAUUCUCGAUCAGUGCAACGUCUACAAUUCCGGCCAACGGAGAAAACUGCUCCCUUUCAAGGGCUUCGUUCGCAAGGUGGUAGUGCUGGUGCCCAAGGAAGAAGAUUGGGUGGAUAGACUGGAGCAGAGAGAGAAAGCUGAAGGGGAGAACGUGCCGGAGUCAGUGAUGCUUGAAAUGAAAGCCAACUUCUCUCUUCCGGACAAGUGCGACUACAUCGACGAAGUCCUCUACCAAGAGCUGGCAAAAGAGGAGGCGCAGCCUCUCGUCACCAAAUACAAGGAAGAGGCCCGGAAGCUGCUCCCACCCUCCGAGAAGCGGACGAACCGCCGGAACAACCGGAACAAACGCAACCGCCAGAAUCGCAACCGCGGCCAGGGCUAUGUCGGAGGUCAGCGCCGGGGCUACAACAAUCGAGCAUACGGACAGCAGCAGUACUGGGGGCAACCUGGAAACAGAGGCGGCUAUCGUAACUUCUACGACAGCUACAGAGGCAGGGAUUACAGUCGCUUCUACGGACGUGAUUACGAGUACAACAGAUACCGAGACUACUACAGGGACUACAACCGAGAGUGGCAGAACUACUACCAAGACAGAGAUCGAUACUACAGGAAUUACUACGGAUACCAGGGGUACCGGUGAAACCCCCUGCCGUCUCCGCCCUUCAGCCAAGCAGCAAGGCUCAACGGAGGGGGGACGUCCACCACUUCUCCAGAAGCAAGCAAUGGAAACGGGGCUGUCGGGGAAAGAGUGGUGGCAGGGUUCAAGAGGGUGGGAGGGGGAGGUUUAAAACAAAACAAAAAAAAAUUGUAAAUUUUUUUUUUAAAGUUUGUUGGAAAAAUAUUGUCUUAUUCUAUAAAAAAAACAAAAAAAACCACAUUUCGAACCUAGUUUAGACAUUUGUAAUCAAAACGUUUGCGUGGAAAAAAAGAGAGCAGCACUUAAGGCUUUCUAUGAUCGGACAGGAAAAUGAGACAUCAUAGAGUGGCUGAGCUGGCAGCUGAGGGGGGGAACAGGAGGGGCAGGGCUUGUGCGUUGAGGGCGAAGCUAACAGAAGUGGGGACGACCCAGGGAGGGGUGCAGGAAAACAGCUGGCUCUUGGGGUGUGGGGAGGUGGAUUGUUGAGCCAUUUUGUGUGUAAACCCAGGGGGGUUGUGUCUACACCAGUGAUUCUCAGCCUUGGCAAUUUGAAGACGUGGACUUCAACUCCCAGAAUUCCCCAGCCAGCAUGGCUGGAUGGGGAAUUCUGGGAGUUGUAGUCCACACGUCUUCAAGUCGCCGAAGUUGAGAAACACAGGUCUACGUGUUCUUUCCGAGGCCGAGGGAAUCGUGGCAUCAGUUUGGCAGCUGCAAGGACACCUUUAGCAUUUGGUAGCCCCCGGGAGAAGGUGUAGGUCUUUCCUGCUCUUUCACCAUUAGGCCCAUAUUUUCAGACAGUGAAUUGCUGGGUGGCCUGUUGGACGUUGGGUGCCGCAGGUUGGAGGCUCCUUCCGACAUUUCUCGCUGCCUCUCCUUCGAAACGUCAAGGCCGGCUUGUGAUCCCUCUGACCGAAAGAGACCCAGGGUGGAUUUCGGCCACUUGUCCCGGGCCGAAGCCAGUUUGCGCUCUCCUCCCGAGCCUCAGCUGGCCCUUUUAUCAUCUCUGUAUAGAACCUAUGUCCUCCUCCUCCUCUUCUACUUCUUUUUUUUUCCCUUUAUAGUGGAGUGAAAGGAACAUAUCUCUCAGGGUUUCUGCAGGAUCUUCUCAUUGUUAGCACCUGACAUGUAUAUAGGUAAAACUGUGCUAGCACGUCACUUUCAACUUCCGAGUAGCUUUAUGCUGAGAAUCGAAAGUUUUUUUUAUACUGUCAAGUGCGGGGCGGGGGUGGGAGUGGGGAGCCAAAUCAUCCUGUGGUUGUUGUGGUUUUGAUAAAUUGAUAGCCUCUGUAUAUAAAGUGGGGAAGGGGAGAAGAUCUGCAUCGAGGGGUUUGACAGGUGUGUAUGUUUCUGGCUCUGGAAAUGGUUUUUGGUUUUUUUUUUGAACCCAGCCUUCUGACUGCUUAGUUCUCUUUCCCCUAAAGAUCAAAUAUACAUCUUUCAGUCUUCUUCCUCCUCUUUUUCUUCUUCUUCUUCCUCCUCUUUAAAUAUUCUCAUUUCCCUCCCCCCCACGUCUGGUGUGCCCAGCUUUAAAAUUUCAGUAUCAUCUCGAGAGGGCGUCCAAUUGGGCAGACAGACGGAAAGUGAAGUCAGAAAAGAUUAGCGGCUGGCGCUGUAUGGGAGAGGGACAGAACAGAGUUUGCAGGAGAUCCGAUUAUUAAUGGAUUGAAUUAAAUUUGUCUUUCUCGGCUUCUCUCACUGAACAAAGGGGUUGGGAGCCUCGCUAUCCCUGGAUGCCCUCCCCCCUGCAUUGUGUAAAUACCCCCCUGUUUCCUGGCCCUGCUUGUCUCCAGCUUGGCUAAUUAUGUCUGAUUCCCAACCACAGGAAUUGAAGAUUUGCCUCUGUUCCUUGUGAUUCACUGUUUGAAAUUCAAACUUUUUAAAUUUGUGGGGUUUUUUUUUUCCUUUUUUAAAUGUUGGCUGUUUUUUUUUUUUUU